AUGGCACAGGACGCGCUGCUUCAUGGCGACGAGACUGUGGAUCUGCAGCCGCUUCUAGAUCACUCAGAAAAUAGAGAGGCGUCUGCUAAUGACUAUACUCUGCAUAGAAGGCGAGACACGAAAAAUCCGAGCUGGAUCGUAGUGUUGGGCGCGGGCAUCGCUAUGCUGGUGAUUGUGCACGUCUUGUUCGUGGCACUGCUGAGAAAGACGACGGUGACAUUGGACAAACUGACGCUGCCUGACUUGUGUCAUCGAAGAACACUGGGGGAGGUGGUCAUGGAAUUCCAAAAUCCGUCGUACUGCUCGCCAGUGGUGGGGCCACUGAACAUUACAUUUGCCAAGAAGAACAGGGCGUUCCUGCACCUGCAAGUUCCGGCCUUUGAGCUUCAAUCUGGAGUGACGACCAUGAUAUUGCCAGUGGGAUUUGAGUUGUUGACAGAACCUGAGACGUUUUACAGUCUGGUGUUUGCUGAUUCAGACAUUAUUGACGUGCAUGGAGAAAUUCCCGUUUUGAUUUCGUGCAUGUUAGUCCCGUUCACGAUACACUUGGACGUUUCAAACUUGUUGACAGAUAAUCCACGACUACCGGUGGGCACCACUAUCCCUCCAAAGUGGCGUUAUGCAUUGGACCCACCGUUGUAUGGUUCUGGUGCUUGGAACUCUGGGGUCGUCGAUGGGAUCAAGGACGAGUUGCAACGUGUUGUGACCCAGGUGUUGAAAACCAUUGCACUUUCGAAUUUCCAUACAGACACUGACGACCAAGAGAUAUUUGCCUUCACGGAUGUUUCGUUUGAGUACGCAUCAAGGGUGCUAUGGAAUCUUCCGUCACUUUCAGUGAAGGUUCAAUCUGCGCAAAGACAAACAAUUCUCGUGGCAGGGUUCAAGCGCUUCAUCUUAGGAGAUGGCCAGACAUUCAUUUCCGCGUACACAGAGGUUUUCAAGAACCAGUCAGAGCCACUGCAGUCGAUGUUACAAUCGUAUUUGGCAGGUGACGAUCUCGUUCUCCACAUAGUUGGAGGCAAUCGCGAGACUGAUUGCUAUUCCUUGCAAGUACUCGAUCUCGUGGACGUUAAAGUGGACGUCCCAGCCAAAAUUGACGAUAAGCCAGCGCUGCUUCGCGAGUACUCCAUUAAACCGUCACUCAAGGAGCUCGACUCCAAGACACACAAGUGUUUGCUGGAGCUAAAAGUCUCGAUCAAGAUCAACAACCCUCUCCCCAUCCACUUUGACCUCUAUGGGAUUGAGCUCGAUCUCCUGUACGAGAAGGACACGCCGAAUAACCUCUCGAUCCCAAAGUUCCUCGUCCAUAUUAACGACACCAAACACGUUUCAUGGCUGUCACAUGAGGAGAACAGCUUAGAGCUCGACACCGCAGUGCACGACUUCGACACUUGCCUUGAGGUGGUGGGUUUUUACCUGCAUGACCAGCUGGCAUUCGACAUUCAGCAUGGUCACAUUUCCAUGGGUGCCGGUAGCGGAAACUUCAGCAUCCCAUUCUCAGUUAAAGGCAUCCACAUUCAUCCUGGCCGGUCAAACAACGGCACCUCAUCGCAGCCUCCAUUUGUCGUCGAGGAACGAUGA
Molecule: messenger RNA, 1581 nt
Organism: Phytophthora nicotianae INRA-310
Lineage: Eukaryota; Oomycota; Peronosporomycetes; Peronosporales; Peronosporaceae
Exons: 1
Coding region: 1-1581 (526 amino acids)
Source: RefSeq, a predicted model, not a curated record